AUGGCCGUGGAUAAGAUUCGUGUUUCUGGUGACCCCCGCAUCGAAUACAAGUCAGCUACCGUGAAUGGCCGUCAAUAUGGUUACCUGCUCAGUCAACCCGAUUCUGGAAAAUAUCGGGCUACGAUCUUCUUGAUCCAUGGCUUCCCAGACAUCUCGAUGGGAUGGCGGUAUCAGAUCCCGAUGUUUGUCAAGAUGGGAUUGCGAGUAGUUGCACCCGAUUGUCUCGGAUACGGCCGAACGGAAGCGCCCGAGGAGGUUGAGCUUUACUCUCACAAGCGAUGCGCCGAUGACAUGAAAGCACUCGCAUCACACUUGGGCGAGUCCAGGAUCAUUCUGGGUGGCCACGACUGGGGCGCAGCGCUAUCCUAUCGAAUUGCGCUUUGGCAUCCAGACUUGAUCAGUCAUCUGUUCACUGUCUGCGUGCCCUACGCACGCCCCCAGCCAACCUAUCUGUCGAUUGAGGAUCUCGUCAAGAACUCGGCUCCUCACUUCAGAUAUCAAAUCCAAUUUGCCAACGGCGAUGUCGAGAAAGUCGUCCGUACCAAGAGCGAAAUCAAACAGUUCCUGGCUGCGAUGUAUGGCGGGCGUGACGAGAAGGGCAAAGUGGGAUUCGAUGCUGAGAAGGGAGUUCUCUUGGAGAAAUUGCCCUCAUUGAAGCCGUCGCGCUUGCUGACUGAAGAUGAACUGGAUUACUAUGCGACUGAGUUCUCACGAAAUGGAAUGCACGGUCCCCUAAACUGGUACCGAACCCGACGAGUGAACUACGAAGAGGAACUUGCCAUCCUUGAUCGCAAGAUCACCAUUCCCGUUCUGUUUAUCCAGGCUCUUAAGGAUCAGGCCUUGCCACCUCACCUUGGGAAGUCAAUGGCCAACCACAUUCCCAAUCUGACCAUCAAACAAGUCAAUACCGCUCACUGGGCGCUUUGGGAGAAGCCUGAAGAUGUGAAUAGUAUCAUUUCUUCUUGGAUGAAUGAAGCUGUCUUUGCAAAUGGGCGGCUGGGCAAGCUUUGA
Penicillium diatomitis is the source of this 1011-nucleotide messenger RNA. Its product is annotated as alpha/beta fold hydrolase. The coding region runs from base 1 to 1011 and encodes 336 amino acids. The transcript has 7 exons. The record is from RefSeq and is a predicted model, not a curated record. NCBI's taxonomy places the organism in Eukaryota, Fungi, Ascomycota, Eurotiomycetes, Eurotiales, Aspergillaceae. Gene Ontology annotation, molecular function: catalytic activity.